Molecule: messenger RNA, 1307 nt
Organism: Salvia hispanica
Lineage: Eukaryota; Viridiplantae; Streptophyta; Magnoliopsida; Lamiales; Lamiaceae
Product: GDSL esterase/lipase At2g40250-like
Molecular function (GO): hydrolase activity, acting on ester bonds
Source: RefSeq, a predicted model, not a curated record
AUGGAGAAGAAUGGCCAUCUCCCUCUUCUCUUCUUCCUCCUCCUCCUCUCCAUCACAAUCAUUCCGGCCGCCGCCACCCGGCCAACAGCCAUAUACGCCUUCGGCGACUCCAUCCUCGACUCCGGCAACAACAACAAGCUCGUCACCAUCUGCCGCGCCAAUCACAAACCCUACGGAAUCGACUUCCCCGGCCAGAGCCACACCGGAAGGUUCAGCAACGGCAAGCUCCCCGGAGACAUGCUCGCCUCCGCUUUCCGCAUCAAGGACCUCUUGCCGGCCUACGCCGACUCAAGCCUCGACGUCGACGACCUCGCCACCGGCGUCAGCUUCGCGUCCGCGUGCUCCGGCCUCCACGACCUGACAGCUGCGGAGGUCGGCGUCCUCAACUUGGACAAACAGUUCAAAAAUUUUGAACAGGCGUUUGUGAAAAUGGAGGAGGAAUUCGGGCUCGAAAAGACGACGGCGACGGUGAAGAGGGCGUUGUUUGUGGUCUCGGCUGGAUCAAGUGACAUGAUUGACAAUUACUAUUUGUUGCCAACCACUAGGGCUCAGUACUCCCUACCUGCCUACCAUGACAUGCUUCUCAAAAACCUAGACACUUUUGUUAAAAAAUUGUACAAUGCUGGUGCCAAAAAUAUAGCUAUCAUUGGGCUUCCGCCGCUAGGGUGUCUACCGAUGGACACCACCGUCUUUCCACCGCCCUUGCCCUCGUCCACGCCGUCAGAGAAAAGUGGAAAUUUGACAGGUGAACUUUUCAGGCGCGAGUGCAAAGCGAAGCACAACGCGGACGCAAAGGAAUACAACGCGAAGCUCGAGGUUCGAAUAAAAAGGAUGAUGGUGGCAAUGCCAACACUCAAGGUUAUUUAUAUGGAUCUCUUCACUCCUAUGAUGGAUAUGAUUGACACGCCUAGUAAAUUUGGGUUCAAGACUACACUAAAGGGAUGUUGUGGAAGUGGUACGAAGGAGUUGGGGCCACUUUGCAAUGUAGCAUCCAUUGCAUGUAAUGCUCAUUCGGAGUAUGUAUUUUGGGAUUCAGUUAAUCCAUCAGAAGCUGCUUACAGAGCUCUUACAAACAAUUUCAAGGCCAGACCACUUCGUCGUCUAUACCCUAAUUCUGGUUAAGAAUUAUAUAAUGAUGGCUAGCUACUAGAUAAGAAUCAUUCUUAGAUUACUCCAUUUAAUAAUUUGUUUUCCAGCUAGCUUCAUUCUUUGUUAGUCUAUUCAUUUUAUACUUUAUCUUCGGGAAUGAUUCCAUUUUCCCAUCAUCAUAAUUGGUAUAACAUUCCUCAUAAAUUUGUCUUUGAGAA